AUGGCAUCCACCGUCGCCUCCGCCAUCCGCCCCAGUCUCCGCGAAGCAUCGUCACGCCAGCAAUCCGGCAGUCCUCACACGCCCACCGGUCGUUUUGUCUCCUCCGCCCAGUCUUCGCCGGGCUCGUACUCCUUCCGCGCCGAAGAGGACCCCAUCAUCAUCGAGCUUGACCCUCGUGGCCUCAGAGCCGGUUUCCAGGGCGAAAGUGGCCCGCAAUGUUUCAUCCCGUUCACUUCUCAGAGUUCGAGGCGAGUGGGGGAUUAUCGGUCGUUUCUGCCGGAGUUCCGACGUCGCAGACAAGACCUGGCAUCGAAGAGCAAAGAGUAUGAACUGUGGAGAAAUGACUUGAGAGAUGUCGACCUGGGUCUGUUGGAGGAUAAGUUGGAACGCGCGGUCCGGGAGGCGUACAACAAAUAUCUGUUGGUAGAUGCGGGCACGGCGCGCUUGGUACUGGUCUUGCCUUCGUUGGUGCCCCAUCCGGUCCUGUCGACAGCACUGACGCUGCUAUUUGAGCGAUGGAAGUACUCUACGAUCACGCUGUUGCCGGCACCGGCCAUGUCCAUUGUGGGGGCGGGGUUGCGAUCAGGUCUCGUCGUGGAGGUGGGCUGGGAGGAGACUGUGAUUACAGCAAUCUACGAGUAUCGCGAAAUUCACGUUCGUCGGAGUGUCCGCGCCAUGAAAGCCUUGACCAUGAAGAUGGGAGCACUGUUAGAGAAUGUCAAAAAGGAACAGGACGAGUCGAUUCGUGGUUCGCUCGUGCUAGAUUUUGACUUGGUUGAGGAGUUUGUGGAUCGUGCUGGUGCAUCUCAUGCGUUAUUUCCCAUCCCGGAAGAAGAUCUUUCAGCAAGGACAAAAGCAUUGAACCUGGAGGACCAACAGCGUCCCGACGCCUGUGGCGGUGAUUCAGCAAGCAUAGUAAUCGACUGGCCAACGGAUACGUCGUCUCGGCCCAUCGCUGUCUCCAGACAGGCAUUGUGGGAAGCGUCUCUCGACACUCUAGUUACACCAAGGACCGAAGAACACCGGGACGAUCAUGAACAAUCCAUUAGUCAACUUCUGUACACAACGCUCCUGGCCCUGUCGUCGGAUGCUCGAAGUAUUUGCAUGUCGAGGAUUAUCUUCCUGGGUAGGGGUUCAUCUGUGGCGGGCUUGUCACGGAAAGUACUGGACACAACCAAUACCAUCAUCAGCGAGCACGGAUGGACGGCUGUCCGAGGGAAGCACAUGAACGUCAAGCGGAGUGGCCUCGCAGAACUUGCUCAAGGAAGGGCUGUUCCCCCUGAUGCUCGACAUGUCCUCAACCCUCCGGGCACUGAUGACUUUGUUGAGGAACGGCUCUUCAAACAGAAAUCCAAGGAUGCGCCUCAACCUGUCACCCCCGUCCUGCGGCAGGUCGAUUCUUUGGGACCAUGGGCUGGUGCGAGUCUUGUUGCCAGUUUGAAGGCGAAAUCCUUUGUUGAAAUCGAGAGGGAGAGAUUCCUCUCUCAUGGACUGGCCGGGGCACAUCGUGAUCUCGAUCCUAGUGCUCUUCAUCAGCAGCGCAGCACAGCAGCAAAGGGUGGCGAGAGGACGAGCUGGACGUUGGCAGGAUGGGGUUGA
This is a messenger RNA of Fonsecaea erecta, 1599 nucleotides long. RefSeq lists its product as hypothetical. Bases 1 to 1599 code for a protein of 532 amino acids. The record is from RefSeq and is a predicted model, not a curated record. The transcript has a single exon. NCBI's taxonomy places the organism in Eukaryota, Fungi, Ascomycota, Eurotiomycetes, Chaetothyriales, Herpotrichiellaceae.